AUGGGUCUUAAGAUUUCGAAAGGAAUCUUAUUUUGUAGUAUAUAUUUGAUCAUGAUGCUGAGUUUCUCUUCUGCUUCUGUUGUUCUGAUUGGGACAAAUUUCACAGUCAAAUUUGAUGAUAUUGAAGCUAAUUUUGCACCGCCUUUGGGGCCUACUGGUAUGUGUGGAAGAUUGUACAUGGCAGAGCCAAUAAAUGCUUGUUCACCAUUGAAGAAUAGUGUUGAGCUUGAUGGAAAUUGUUCAUCUCCGAUUGCAUUGAUUGUUAGAGGUGGAUGUAGCUUCGAGAAUAAGAUUAGAAGGGCGCAGAAUGCAGGUUUUGAAGCUGUAAUUAUCUAUAAUAAUGAGGAUGGUGGUGCUUUGGUUGCAAUGGCAGGAAAUUCUGCUGGUAUAAAUAUCCAUGCUGUAUUUGUUUCAAAAGCAACUGGACAUAAGUUGAGGACCUAUGCUGACCCUGAUGUGGAAGUGUGGAUGUUUGCUAGCUAUGAAAGUUCUGCAUGGUCGAUAAUGGCAAUUUCUUUCAUUUCUCUUCUGGCAAUGUCUGCGGUGCUGGCUACUUGUUUCUUUGUUAGAAGGCACCGUGUUAGACGAGAAAGGCCUCAAGGUCGGGUUCGAGAAUUCCAUGGGAUGAGUAGCCGUUUAGUUAAAGCUAUGCCGAGCUUAGUAUUCACAUCUGUAACGGAGGAGAAUUGCACAGCAUCAAUAUGCGCUAUCUGCCUUGAGGACUACAGAGUUGGAGACAAGCUCCGGAUUCUGCCAUGUCGCCACAAAUUUCACACAUUUUGUGUGGAUGCUUGGCUCACUUCAUGGAGAACAUUUUGCCCGGUAUGUAAACGAGAUGCAAGGACUAGCACUGGUGAACCUCCGGCAUCAGAAUCUACACCAUUGCUCUCGUCCAAUCCAUCAUCUGCUGCUUCUUCACCGUUUUCUUCAUUCAGGUCAUCAUCUGUACGUUCAUCUGCUAUACAAAUAGCUUCACCAAGUCCAAGAUCCCGUGCAACAUCUCAUUAUCCUUCUGUUUCAAGUAGCCCUCAAAUACCUCGUCCUCUUAACUCAUAUCAUAAUCAACAUUCUCCUUCAAUGAGUUUGAGUCGAAGCUCGUUAGAUCUUAGGAAUAUGUCUUCCCAAAGGUCAUAUGCCUCUCAGUUUUAUUCUCCAGGUUCUCUGGGCUAUCCAUCUGCAUCACCUCUCAAUACUAGAUACGUGUCUCCUUAUGUUCCAAGUCCUAGUAAUGCUUCAUCAAGUUAUCUUGGAUCUUCUUCUAUGAGAUACCCAACUCCAUUGCAUUACAGUGAAUCUGCAGCAAGUUUUUCACCAUAUAGUUCUGCACAAUCCCUUCCUGGGUGUUGAUUUAUGAGUGUGUAAAUGGAAAUAAUGAGAUACUGGAUCUGCUGUCUUUAUUACGUUUAGUCAUUUCUAGUCUUUCCACUCAAGUUGGCUACAGUAAGAAAACCUACAUUACAGGUUCAUUACAGGUUAGAUUGCUUCUAUUCAGAUUGUUUUAAGUUAGCAUUCUAUUGCUUUUAAAUUCUUAUGUUCGCAAUUUGGAGCCAGCAAUCUGGGUUAUACAAGCCGUGUUUCUGUGAGUAUCAGUUUUAUAUCUGAAUUGACCGUCAUCAUUAUCACAGUAUGUACAUAUGAAAUAGACUUAGGAAUUAGGCGACAUAAUCGAAUAUGCGAUGGUUUGCAUGAAUGAUGAUGCUUGGUGUCUGAGCUGAUGAGGUCCAAGCAGUCUUUGCUUUGUUUUCUGUAGACAUUCCAAGAGAAUGCCAAGUAGGGUCUGUGAUAUUCUCAUGGUUGAGAUUUGUAGCUAUAGAAUGCGCGAUUCAUGAGCUGCUUCUGCUGCCUUAUGUUAAGUUUCUAGUUACUGACCCCUGAAGUGGGUGGUCUUGUUGCAUUUUAGUGUCACAUUCUUACCUGCUGGCUUUUAGGUCCCCAAGAAACUUCACCAUAUAUUUUCAAACAAUUUGGAUCUAAAGGGGAAAAAGACAUAAUUGGCUUCCUUCCCUUUGGAUUGAGCACCAUUGAGAUUAUUUUGUCAGAGAAUGGUUUAUUUACAAUCACUAUUUUAAAUCAAUACUAGUAGAUUUUGUAUGUCUCUCUAUUGGAUAAUUUACGUUUUUCCCAAUUUUGGACUGAAUGAGAGACUAUUUGGUAGCACAAGAGACAUUUCUUCG
This is a messenger RNA of Chenopodium quinoa (quinoa), 2174 nucleotides long. Its product is annotated as receptor homology region, transmembrane domain- and RING domain-containing protein 2-like. Lineage: Eukaryota; Viridiplantae; Streptophyta; Magnoliopsida; Caryophyllales; Amaranthaceae. The coding region runs from base 1 to 1347 and encodes 448 amino acids. The record is from RefSeq and is a predicted model, not a curated record. The transcript is spliced from 5 exons.